Erpetoichthys calabaricus (reedfish) is the source of this 5377-nucleotide messenger RNA. It is a transcript of the gene cfap43, whose product is annotated as cilia and flagella associated protein 43. The record is from RefSeq and is a predicted model, not a curated record. Gene Ontology annotation, cellular component: axoneme. The transcript has 38 exons. Gene Ontology annotation, molecular function: protein binding. Gene Ontology annotation, biological process: cilium assembly; sperm axoneme assembly. Lineage: Eukaryota; Metazoa; Chordata; Cladistia; Polypteriformes; Polypteridae. The coding region runs from base 99 to 5177 and encodes 1692 amino acids.
ACAGGCAUAAACUAUUCGCGGUACAGCAACAGGAUUCAGUAAAAUAACUCAACUUUAUCUUUCUGCCGAUUGUGACUUAAUUUUUCACCUAUGCGCUUAUGACAAUGGACAACUCCGGCACCCUGGAAGUAAGAUGGGUACAGGGCUUUACCAAUCAGCACGUGUCAUUUGCAAACAGCAGAACAAUUUGCUACCCUUGUGGGAACUUCGUCAUUUUCAAGGACACAGAAACCAAGGAAAAACAUAUUCUGCAGUGUCCAAGCGGGAGCAUCGGAGCCUUUGCCGUGCAUGGCAAAAGUGAGGUUGUGGCCUUCUCAGAGCAAAGGCUUAAUCCCAGCAUUUAUGUCUACACCUUUCCUGGCUUCGAGAAACGGGCAGAACUGAAAGGAGGAGCCAAGAUGAACUAUUCAAAACUUGCAUUCAGCCAUUCUGGACCAUACCUGGCAAGCUGCUCCAUGCUCCCGGAUUACAACCUGACUCUCUGGAACUGGAAUGAACAGGUUCCCCUUUGUAGCUAUUCCCAGAUGGGAGUGGAAGUCACCAUUCUUAACUUCAACCCAACAAACUGGCACCAGCUCUGUACAGCCAAUAGAAAGAUGUUGACUUUGUGGAAUAUAGAGAGAUCUAACAAUGAAUACAUAAUGAAGCCUUCCUUCAUUAAUAUUCCUUCUGUGGAUGGUUCCUUUACUGAAGCCGAACAUGUUAGUUCUUAUCAUCUAGACUCCAGACUCACUUAUUACGGACCAAAGAUGCCAGUAUCUGCUAUGGCAGGAUUAUUGGGUGAAGAAGCUGAAAAAUUUCAGCCAAAAGAAGUCAUGAAAAAGAAAGUUCAUCCCUCAUCCUGUUGUUGGUCUGCAACAUCUGAUGUUAUUGUGGGCUGUGAAGAAGGCCAUCUUCUUCUUCUGACUUCUGAGACCCAGAAUGUAAUUUUCCUCUUCAAUCCCGUUGAUGAGGUUACAAGUCGAGCUUAUAACUGGGACACUGCACAAAGUGAUGUAUGUUGGAAUUUAAUUUUUUUCUUCCUUUGUAUAUUUUCUUAUUUAGAUAGCCCACAAAGAAACCUCAUUCAGGAUGGAAGUUUGCAGAGUCUGGCACUUCAUAGCAAUGGAAUAUACGCAGCAGGAAAUGAUGGCUUUCUGCGCUGUUUUCAUAUCAAAGGGAGUCAAAUCGAAAUAGAAGAAUGCUGGGUCACAGACGAAUCAAUCAACUACAUUGAAUUUUCACCUGACUACAAAACAUUGGCUUUGUCAACCAGCACAGGGACUGUUUAUUCAUACAUGCCUGACCAGACUGAGCACAUAGACAAGAUUCUGGAUGAUCAAUGUGGAAAUUUCAUUUCUGCUAUGCCUUUAUUUCCUGGAAACAGCUACUGUGUGUCUGUAAGAGAAAUGGGUGAAGUUCAAGUAUGGUCUGUGCAAGAUGGGAGCAGGAUUAGCACUUUACCUCUUACAGAGAAGGUGACCUGCCUAGCUUCUUGCCCCAUUUCCAAAUGUGCUGUGGUUGGAACUGCUUCUGGAUACUUGUGCUUCAUUGACUUAACAGCCAUUGAACAGCCGCGUAUGGUCCACAGACUUCGCCUGUAUGAGUCUCCUGUGCUCCUACUGCAGUAUGACAAUGGAGGCCAUUUUUUGCUUACUGGAGCAUCUGAUAAGCGUAUUUUUAUACUGGAUGCCAGACCGUCCAAAAUGUUUGCAGUCAUAGGAUACAUAGAGAUAACUGGCAUUGUUCUAGACCUCUCAGUCUCCUAUAACAGAGAAGAUAAUCAGGUGAAGGUCAUUGCUUUGUCUGCAUUGGAGAAUCAAGUUUCAAAAGAAGGGACCCACCUGGAGAUAUUCAUACUGCCCGCUGAGCUUAUACAAGAUGCUUCUCGCUUUGUGGAUGAACGUGGAGCCAUCGGAAACAAUUCUAUACAAAAGCAUUCAGUUGAAACAAAGGAGCCAGUGUCUUCUGUAGUACUGGGAACAGACAACAGGGUUUUUGGCUACUGCAAUGCGACUAAAUCAAUCCAAAAGUUUGUUUUGCCAGAGAACUUACAAAGUGUGAUACUAACUCCAGAACAAGAAGUUAAAGGAAGUCAGCUGGGCCCGGCCUUUCUUUAUUUAUCUCCACACUGCCAAUUUUUGGCCUCAGUUGCUAAAGAUGGAUUUUUUCGGAUUCAAAAUUCAAACAGUCUUGAGACGUUUUCUCAGUUGUUGUGCCACUCAUACCAUACCAAUGGAAUCGGCGCCAUGUCUUUCUCAUUGGACUGUCAAGUUAUGUUUACUGUUGGCUCAAAUGAUGGAGCCCUUGUUUGCCUUCAGUGGAGGACUGACACUGCUGCAAGUGACAUCAUUCAAGAAGCCAUUACAUAUAGUCAGUUUCUUAUGUCUGAGAUACAGAUCACCAUGUUAUCAGAGAAUAUGGAACUUGCCGCUCUGCCAGACUGGCAUGUUACUUCAGCCUCACCAUCUAACCUGCCAGAGGAAAAUGAGGCAAAGCAAGAAGAAGAUAAAGUGAGCGUGGAACUGUUUGAGAAAGAUGACAGUUACACUAGCCCAACUCUGGGCAGAACAGAAGAUGCCACAUGGCUUAAUCAGAAAGAAGACGAGGUCAUGAAGAAGGAAAGCUUACAAUUUAAAGAUGCAAAGAAAAAUCUUAGAAAAGGCAUUAAGCAGCUUCGUAAAACUAUCCAGCAGAUGAUGCAUGAGAAUGAGAAUCUGCCUGACUUAGAGAGACUGGAUCAACAAGAAUUUAACUUGGAUGUAGAAGAGCAAGAAAGGCUUCAAGCAGAAGGGGAAAGCGAAGUGUCGAGGAUACGCAAUGAAAUUGAGAUGGAUAAUCUAGCUAUGAGCUACCUGCGUGAUGCCAUCAAACAGGAAUACUGGGACUCAAUGACAGUCAAAGGACGAGCCAUUAAGGCAUUCCACAUUGAUAACGUAGUGAAAAACUUUCCAAUGAAACAGCGUUCAGCGACAUCAAUUAAGGAGCUUGAAAAAGCACGUGACCAGAGGGCGAAUGAAAUUGCCGACUUACAAGUCCGCAAGGCCAACACUGAGAGAAAACCAAAAAUAGCAUUUGAUAAAGAUGAUGACGAGAAUGAAGAUGAGGGAAAGGAGACUGAGAGCUCAUCUCUAACAGGCAGCCUGAGCAACGAAUAUGGCAUCUCAGACCCGGAUUUGUACAGCCAGUUUGUCCUCAACACUAAAGAGCAGAAAAUCAAUCAGGUUAUUCUGUUGAAGGAUGUCAUUUAUCGUAUCAAAGAAUCAUUCAACAAGGAAUUUGACGCAGUUUAUAAACAAAAGGAACAUGAAAUAAACCGAGUAUUGGACAAAAACCAGCGAAUACUGGAGAUUAUGGCAGAUCUAGAUAUACAGGACACUUUAUGGGAACCGCAACUUAGUGAAUAUGAAAAACCAGAAAGGGUAUUCAUCGUAGAAGAUUCAGAGGUUAAGGUUGAAAAAUUCCUCACUCCAGAACAGAAGCUGAAAGAGGAAGAGAAAGCUAAGCUAGAAGAGCAAAGAAGACUCUUAGAUAAGGGUGACCAGGCCAGAGAAAGAGCUCUAGAUGACAUGAUGGGUGGCAUGCUGGAAGUGAAGACUGAAGACGUAUUAAAAAUUGAAAUCCCAAGGCCCGAAUUUGCAUCACAGCCAGAAGAUCACUGGACAGAGGAUGAGAGAAAACAAUUUAAAGAAUAUGAGAAGAAAGUAAAAGAGCUUGCAGAGGAACGUGACAAAUAUAGAAGGAUACUGGAAGCAGAAAUGAAAAAACUACAAGGCUCUAUCAAGGACACGACUCAGGCAUUUGACGACACCCUUACCAAGUUAUUUGAGAAGAAAGUGAAAUGUGAAAUGAUGGUUUACCAGGAGGAACUUAAAAUAUCACAUCUAGUUUUUUCAGUUCUAAUUGAAGAAGAGCUACAUAACCAUGAAACAGAGCUCAACUAUCUUCUGGAAAAAACAAAGGACAUGAAGGGCAGAAGUGCAGAAGAAGUAAAACAAUGCAAAGAGCAAGUUGAUGCCUUCAGAGAGACUUAUGAUAACUGUGUCGCAGAAGACAAACUACUUGAUCGAGGGUUCAGAAAAGAAUUCACUGAUGUCCAUGCUCAUAUGGUUGACCAGUUGUACAAACUCUACAAGCGGAGACCUCGGGUCCAAACGAUACGAACACAGGCAGAAACAAACCCCUUUGGUGAUCGACCAGGAUCCGCACAGGCUGUCAGUGAAGCCCUCUCUCAUCUAAUGUCUGCAAUGGAUGAGUUGGAUGCACCAGAAAACAUACCAGAGGAUCUCGGUCUGCCUGUCUGGGAGAGGUUCUGUCUGUCAAGAAGGACCAAAGUGAAAAGUGAACAAGAGGUAAAGCAGAAAGCCCUCACUCUAGCUGAGAUGCAAGCAUUUCUACAUAGGAGAAUGGAGGAGGAUGAACAGAACAGGCAGGCAAUUGAAAACAUUGUAGAAAAUCUCAAUGUCUUACGGGACGUUAAGGUUCAGUUCCAACUGAAUUUAAUGGUGCAGAUCUUGCUAAAACAAGGACAAGUGGAGGUGGAGAGUGACAGUUUUAUAACAGACUAUUCAGAUUCAGUUCUUCUCCACAGAAGUGUUGUUGAAGAUCUAAAUGGAACAAUUAAGACUAUUGGGGAUCAGAAGAUUGCCACCAUGAUGAAAAUUAAAGAUUUCCGAAAGGGGAUCAUCAUUCAAGAGUGGGAGCACUUGAAAAUGAAAAUGCAGAUGGAGGAUUUAAACAAUAAACUUAGAGAUAUUCAAAUGCUGAAGUUCUCCAAGGAAUUACAAGAGUACCUGAAAGAACGUGAUCAUGAAAGCCACUUAAUGCAUCAGAUUUCAGUUCUGGAGAAAACCAUUGCUGCACAAGUAAAGAACCAUCAGAAAAAUGUAAAAAAUGUAAAGAGGAUUAUUAAAGAUAUAGAGAGACAAAUCAAAGUAAAGGCAGAUGACAACACCAUCCUGGAUGAGGAACUAAAGGAAAUGAUAAUGGUUGUUGCAGAAAGACAACAAAUCUAUGAUGCUGUUGCUGUGGAAGAUAACAUAGCACUGAAUAAUAACAAACGAUACCAGGACAUUGUUCAGAGGAAGAAACUGGUGGAUCUGGCAAAGGCUCAAGCUCAAGAAGCAUCCAUACUAAAAGCUAAACUUGAGAAACUGAGGAUGAGAACUUUUCCUGCUUUGGUGCAACUAGAACACUGAAAAUUCCAACAUUCUUCGUUCUAAUAAUGAAAUAAAAGCAGAAGGUUUGAUGUGUUUCUGUUUAAUCCAAACCCCAGCAGAAUAGUUAGGUGUGUAUGGCUGGCAUUACGAUAAUUACAAAAAUUUGGGGGAAAAUAAUGCACCCUUGAGGUUUAUACUGUAUUUCAGUGGUCAAAUAAGGCAAACAAAAGUCAUCAUAU